This is a messenger RNA of Arachis ipaensis, 729 nucleotides long. RefSeq lists its product as uncharacterized. NCBI's taxonomy places the organism in Eukaryota, Viridiplantae, Streptophyta, Magnoliopsida, Fabales, Fabaceae. The record is from RefSeq and is a predicted model, not a curated record.
AUGGGCGCGACCCCAUUUCAUUGUUCCAUCCUCGAAGUCUGGCUGCCAAAACACUUUGACAAGCCAACGGACAUGAAGUACAAUAGAACCCAAGACCCACAGGAGCACCUUAUGGCCUUCGAGGCCAGGAUGAACCUGGAGGGAGUGGGGGAUGAGGUAAGGUGCUACGCUUUCCCGGUCACCCUUGCGGGACCUGCAAUACGGUGGUUUAAUAGCCUCCCGCAGGGCUCGGUGGCCAGGUUUUUAGAUAUUAGCCACGCCUUCCUAGCCCAAUUUACUACCAGAAUAGUAAAGGCAAAGCACCCGAUCAAUCUGCUCGGAGUCACGCAGAAGUCCGGCGAACCGACCAGAAAAUAUCUAGACUGGUUCAACGACGAGUGCUUGGAGAUCGACGGGCUAACUGACUCGGUUGCUAGCCUAUACCUGACGAACGGACUCCUAAACGAAGACUUCAGAAAGCACCUCACCGCGAAGCUGGUAUGGACAAUGCAGGAGAUCCAAUGUGUAGCUAGGGAAUACAUCAAUGAUGAAGAAGUCAGCCAGGUCGUGGCUGCCAACAAAUGGCAGCCCUCUUACAAUCAAGCCCGGCACCACAGGAAUGGAGAAAGACAGAAGGAACACGCCAGAGACGGCGGUCCGAGCAAGACACCCAGGCCAUUUCCUCGAGUCGGGAAGUUCACUAAUUACACUCCCUCACCGCACCGGUCAUGGAAGUUUACCAACAAAUAG